AUGGCAAAGGAUAAGAAGAAAGAUGAUAAGAAGACAGAAAAAUCUAUACAUCCUCCUAUUCCUGCACAAGACGCUACAGCUGAGAGUAGUUCAACAAAGCUGACAGACUUGCAGACCUUAGUGAAUAGAGUGGAAGAAACACAGGCAAAUCCAGUGAUAUUGGAUAAAGAACCAAAGGAGUUAGAGGAACCUCCAGUCCAAGAUGUUCCUCAAUACUAUGAGGAGCCUAAUCUUACUGAAGUUAUUGUAAAAAGCUAUGAAGGUGAAAAAGUCCAUGGAUUGUAUGAGGGUGAAGGAUUUGCAUAUUUUGAGGGGGGAAAUACAUAUAAGGGCAUGUUUUCUGAAGGGCUUAUGCAUGGACAAGGGACUUACACAUGGGCUGAUGGAGUGAAGUACGAGGGAACAUUUGUUAAGAAUGUGCAGAUGUUUAAUGGCCGUUAUACAUGGAAUGAUGGCAGCAUUUAUGAAGGAUCGAUCAAGAAUGGAGUUAGGCAUGGAUUUGGAUUUUUCAGGAGUGGUACUCAUCCCGUUUCUUACAUUGGCUAUUGGUAUAAAGGCAAAAAACAUGGAAAGGGUGUCAUUUAUUAUGAUCAGGAACAUACCUCUUGGUAUUCAGGCGACUGGGUAAAUAAUAUCAAAGAAGGAUGGGGAAUAAGAUGCUAUAAGUCUGGAAAUAUCUAUGAAGGUCAGUGGGAAAAAAAUGUACGUCAUGGAAAAGGAAGAAUGAGAUGGUUGACGGCUAAUCAAGAGUAUAUGGGACAGUGGGUGCAUGGCAUACAGCAUGGAUAUGGCCACCACAUAUGGUUUUUGAGGAGAAUGCCUGUGUCCCGGUACCCUUUAAGGAGUGAAUACAUAGGUGAUUUUGUAAAUGGGGAACAGCAUGGACACGGGAAGUUCAUAUAUGGCAGUGGAGCAGUGUACGAUGGUGAAUGGGUUUGUAACAAGAAGCAUGGCAAGGGCAAGUUUGUCUUCAAGAAUGGUCAUGUUUAUGAAGGAGAGUUCAUAGAUGAUAGUAUAGUAGAAUGUCCUGCUUUUCGAGUGGAUGCAAUGAAUGCAAAGGAGAUGAAUGCCAUUUGCACAGGAAGUCAUUUUGGCACUGAAAAUAUCACAGUCAUUAAUGGCUCAGGAAGUACUUCUAUUCUGGGAUCAGAUAUUGAGUUGGAUGUAUCUUCACUGCUUGAUUUGUUGCCAAGGGAAGAGAGACAUGAAGAACUGAAACAAGUAGAAUUUGCCGUGUUGAGACACAUUACAGAACUGAGAAGAGUUUACACCUUCUACAGCGGCUUAGGCUGUGAUCAUUCUCUUGACAACACCUUCUUCGUGACUAAGCUCCAAUUUUGGAGAUUUCUGAAGGACUGCCAGUUUCAUCACUCCAACAUAACUCUUGCUGAAAUGGACCGGAUAUUGAGCGGUGAUAAAACACCACUUGAGGAGAUACAUAGUCCACAUGAGACUUUACUGUUCAGAACAUUUUUAUCUUACCUUAUUCAUCUAGCAUUUCGUAUCUAUCAUGAAGAGCACAAAGGGAAGGGUCCUUAUCUGCCUAAGUGUUUCUUAGAAAUGAUGUCCAGGAAUGUGAUUCCCGCUGCCUGUCGUAUCCAAGGUAUCUUAUUUUCUGAAGAACAAUGUACAGUUUUUGCCAUGAGCUACAUGGACAAAUGCUGGGAAAUAUACAGAGCUUUUUGUAGACCAAGUACCAGACCUCCAUUUGAACCCACAAUGAAAAAGAGGCACUUCCUUUGGAUGUUGAAUGAUUUUAAACUUCUCAGCAAACAAUUAACUACUUCAAGACUUGUGGAAAUACUUGACAAAGGUGGUCCCUCUCUAUGUGAUAGCAGUAUUAUCAACCUGGAGCCAGAGUUGGUUUUUCUUGAAUUUGUUGAAGCUCUUCUUGAGUGCGCGUUGGUGUAUGUUACCAGUGAUAUGAUUAAGGAGCAAGUAGCUUGUGAUAAUCAGAAAAGAAGUAGCUUUAGAAUCGAGAGUCUCUUCGAGGGAACCACAAAUGUGUCUCUGCACCCAGAAUAUUCUCUGUCCCAGCCACUGAGACCUUGUGAAGACGGAGGGCAUCCUCCUCAAGAAUUUCUACUGGAUACUGUCCUCUCAUUUCACACAACUCAUGGAGAUAUCAAAGAUGAUGUAUCAUUGUUCAGCUGGGAUGAAGAAAAAGAACAAGGUUUCUGUCCAGCAAAGGAAUUGGCAGGAAAAGCAGAAGCCAAAACUGAACAAGAUGAGGAAUUUAGUCUGUGGAUGUGUCAGAUUGAAAUCUUUUUUACAACCAAGUUCUUUCCUGCCUACCAGCAUGAAAAAGCACUGAGGAAAAAAAUAAAAGAAAAUCAAAUACGGGAUGCUGAAUUAGCUGAGCUGAGAAAGCGCAAGGAUGAGGAGCUGGAUAGACUUAUUGCUGGAAGAGAAGCAGAAGAGGCAAGAAGGCAAGAAGCAGCUGCAGCAGAAAAGACAUCUGAUUCCAAUACUGCAGAUUGUGAGGAGUUAGAGGAACGUCCUCUGAAGGAAGAGGCACCCACGGUAGCACCCCCACCUGUUACCAAGGUGCCUGCUGGCAAAAAGAAAAAGCAGAAAUAA
This is a messenger RNA of Cariama cristata (Red-legged seriema), 2580 nucleotides long. RefSeq names its product radial spoke head 10 homolog B-like. Lineage: Eukaryota; Metazoa; Chordata; Aves; Cariamiformes; Cariamidae. The record is from RefSeq and is a predicted model, not a curated record.